AUGAGCACAUCCUCUACAUCGCCGGGCAAAUCGUCCUCCCUCACAAGUUGGAUCAAGGGUCUUAAAAACAGCGGUGCCGGAAGUACAAAUUCAGGUUCUAAUUUAGCAUCUAAGGAUUCGGAAGGACACACACAGCAGAAGACGGUAAGAUCACAAAAUGCAGAUGAAAGUGCGAUAUCAUCAUCGGCAGAUGCUGCAACACCGAAAUCAGCCAAAUUGCAAACAUCAAUGUCGGCAUCUCUGGUACAGCCAAGACCUAAACUAGGUUAUCGAUCCAGAUCCUCGCAUACAUUUCGUCCACUUUCAACCUAUUUCGGAAGUACAAACAGCAGUAAUGAAGGCACUCUCAGCACCAAGGAGAAGCUGAAACUUCAGAAGGAUAACUUUAUCAUGCAGAGGCAAAUGGACAAUAUCGGGAACUCGGCCGUUUUUGGCGUUUCUUUGGAGGAAUCGGUUCGAAUUGCCGAGGGAAAGAUCUACAUCUCCAGUGAUAGCGACGGCCUAGUUGUGUACGGGCGUAUUCCACGGGUAGUUGCAUCCUGUGGGCUCUUCUUGAAGAAAAACGCGUUGGAUGUGGAGGGCAUAUUUCGUGUUGCAGGCUCAAAUAAGAGAAUCAAGCAACUACAGAUUAUCUUUUCGACUGCUCCAGACUACGGGGCAAAAAUUGACUGGGAUGGGUUCACAGUUCAUGAUGCAGCCUCGUUAUUGAGACGUUAUUUGGGUGCAUUACCUGAACCAUUGAUUCCUUUGGCACUUUAUGAGGAUUUCAGAGAACCUCUAAGGUCACAUCCAGCCAUACUUAAGUAUUUGAAGGAUAAGGAAAUAAGGAUGUCACACGUGGGAGAGCCGGCUAAGAGGCACACUACGGCUUCAUCCGAUGAUAAAGGUCAUCUUACACCGGAGGAAAGGAAGCAGAAACGCAAAAUGCUAAAGAAGAAGCUCACAAGAGAGAGAAACGAAGCAUUAAAUGAAUACGCACAUUUGUUUGACAAGCUCCCGGAACUCAAUAGGCAGCUUCUCUUCUACAUUCUAGACCUGCUAGCCAUAUUCAACAUGCAUUCCGACGAGAAUAGGAUGCCAGCAAGAAACUUAGCUGCGAUUUUCCAGCCUUCCAUUCUCUCACACUCUGAUCACGAUCUAUCUCCCGAUGAAUAUGCCUUAUCCUCACUUGUGGUGGAGUUUAUGAUUCAGUAUUCGCACAAAAUCCUGCCUGCUGCCCAGGAAUCGGCUAGAAUUGCAGCUGCAGCUGCAGCAUCAGCAAAGAAGCACAGCAAGAAGCGUGUUAAUGAUUCUGGAAAUUCACCAGAGGAUGGGAACGUUGGACAGAACCCGAAAAAUAGGAAAGAUAGCAAAAAUUCGAGGAUGAGCAGUCAAGCUCAUAACUCAUCAUUAUCCCUGAUAAUCCCCAGAAGAAAGCACAGCAAAUCGAUGUCUUACGUUCAAGGCAUGUCCGAUAUGAUUCGUGUUGCAAAGCCAACGUCUGAUUCCUCGAGUAUCGAAAUGGAUGAUGAAGAGAUCUCUGGAGAGAGUGGUGAGAAGUUUAUGGAUAGUGCAGAAACUCUUGCUGAGACGAAAAGCGAUAAUUCAGCUGAGAAUAUUCCAUUAUCAUUUGCUUCUGAAAAAUCGGAGCCUACCACAGUGAUAACACCCCCAAUCAACAUAGAGAAAGCACAAAAGUUGGAUGUCGCACAUCAUACGUCAAAAACUCCCAAAACACCAAAGGGGCAAACAUUCGGUGCUCAGGGCUCACAAUCACCCUCACGCCGCUUUCUUCACACUCUUGCCAAACCGCUUAAUAUACUCUCAUCUCCAAGAUUGCAUUCGCAGAGCCCGGAAGCAGGAAAUCCAAUAGAGUCCAUUCUAUCACCCUCAGAUGAGAAAGAAUUAGGAAAUACUCCUCUAUUAGAAUCUGGCAGUCCUACUAAAGAGAAGAAAAGCUGGCUUAACAAGCUCAGGAGUAGGUCAAAUUCCAAGAGUGUCAAUUGA
This is a messenger RNA of Brettanomyces bruxellensis, 1986 nucleotides long. RefSeq lists its product as uncharacterized. The record is from RefSeq and is a predicted model, not a curated record. Gene Ontology annotation, biological process: activation of GTPase activity; signal transduction; regulation of fungal-type cell wall organization. Lineage: Eukaryota; Fungi; Ascomycota; Pichiomycetes; Pichiales; Pichiaceae. The transcript has a single exon. Bases 1 to 1986 code for a protein of 661 amino acids. Gene Ontology annotation, cellular component: cell cortex. Gene Ontology annotation, molecular function: GTPase activator activity.